Molecule: messenger RNA, 2098 nt
Organism: Ananas comosus (pineapple)
Lineage: Eukaryota; Viridiplantae; Streptophyta; Magnoliopsida; Poales; Bromeliaceae
Product: dnaJ homolog subfamily B member 4-like
Exons: 3
Coding region: 152-1183 (343 amino acids)
Cellular component (GO): cytosol
Molecular function (GO): protein-folding chaperone binding
Source: RefSeq, a predicted model, not a curated record
GAAGAGGAGGAGUACCACCACCGCCGCCAAAAUUCGAGAGGACGAGCGGAAGCGGCGGAGGCCGAGCUCCCACCACCAUCACCAGCAGCAGCGGCCGGAGAAGCGGCGGCGCGAGGGGGGCGGCGGCGGCGGCGGCGACGGCGGCGGCGACAUGGGCGUCGACUACUACAAGAUCCUGCAGGUCGACCGGAGCGCCAAGGACGACGACCUCAAGAAGGCCUACCGCAAGCUCGCCAUGAAGUGGCACCCUGAUAAGAACCCUAACAACAAGAAGGAGGCCGAGGCGAAGUUCAAGCAGAUCUCCGAAGCCUACGAGGUUCUGAGCGAUCCUCAGAAGCGCGCGAUCUAUGAUCAGUACGGUGAGGAGGGGCUCAAGGGGGUGCCCCCGCCUAGUGCCGGUGCCGGAGGGCCAGGGGGCGCCUCGUUCUUCCCCGGGGAGGGCCCCACGACGUUCCGGUUCAAUCCUCGGAGCGCGGACGACAUCUUCGGGUUCUCGGGCCAGUUCGGUGGCAUGGGGCCCGGCGGCGGCGGCGGCGGAAUGAGGGGCGGGGGAUCGAGGUUCCCUGGUGGGAUGUUCGGGGAUGACUUCUUCGGGUCGGGGUUCGGAGGGGAGGCAUCGAUGAAUCCGCAGCGUCCUCAGAAGGCCGCGCCAAUCGAGAACCGGCUCCCGUGCAGUCUCGUGGAUUUGUACAAAGGAACCGCUAAGAAGAUGAAGAUCUCAAGGGAGAUUGUCGAUACCAGUGGGAGAAGCAUGACGGUGGAAGAAAUUCUGACGAUUGACAUAAAGCCCGGCUGGAAGAAGGGAACGAAAAUUACUUUCCCUGAGAAGGGAAAUGAAGCUCCGCAUAUUAUCCCUGCAGAUAUAGUCUUCAUCAUUGAUGAGAAGCCGCAUGAUGUAUUCACAAGAGAAGGAAAUGAUCUGAUUGUGACGCAGAAAGUCUCCUUGGUUGAAGCCCUAACGGGCUAUACUGUCCAUUUGACAACACUUGACGGUCGGAAUCUCACAAUACCCAUAAAUUCCAUAAUCCAUCCUGGCUAUGAGGAGGUCGUCCCCCGCGAGGGAAUGCCGAUACCCAAGGAUCCUUCCAAAAAAGGAAACCUUCGCAUCAAGUUCAACAUCAAGUUUCCAUCGAGGUUGACUUCUGAACAGAAGGCCGGGAUAAAGCGACUCUUAGGUUCUUGAGUGAAGAAAUGUGUGCAAAGUGCUGCUGCUGGUUGGACGUCAGUUGUGAAUAUCUUCAGUUAAGCUUACAUUCGACUGCUUGGGAGAUCGUCGUCUGUAGGUAAAUGUACUGAGAAUCCCUCAACUAUAUGCCAUUUUGAAGUAGGCGUCUGAAUUUUAUUUAGUUUGAUCGACAUCCCUCAACUUCUGAUGUUAUUUUCUGUUCGAGUUCUUUAGUUAAUUAUUUUGGAAAAUUUUGUUAAGUUAAAUGACUCUCUCUUUUAUUGGCCUUUACAGUUUCAUUUGCUAAAAAUCACCGAGCUGUUAAAUUUGAUAGAUCGCUCGAAUUUAUUUAGCUUUUCACUUUACUUGACUAAAAUCACUGGAAAGGAACAAAAAAAGAGAAAGGCUAAAAGCUCAAGAGGGUUUCAACAAUAAAAAUAAAGAUGAGGUGGUUAUUCAAAAUGGCCUGUUGUUGAGGUGUUCUCCAUACAUUUAUACCUUGUUUUUUAUUUCCCUUUUAAGUUUGUUAAGUUUUUCUGAGAAACCUUAUCAAUUUGAGGUAGUAUUUAAGGUCAUUAAUUACUCCUGGAGAAAUUCUAGUAUUUCUUAACAAGCAGAGAAUGUGUUCAGUGUACCGCACUGGCUUCCUCAAACCAUAGAUUGUGGCGAUAAUUUUAUCAUCAGGACAGCUGAAGCAGAGAUGCAGUUGAGAAUUACUAUUACUUCUUUAUUUAUGCAACUUCUUGUGACAUUUAUAAUGGCUUUCUUCUAUAGCAUUUUCGCGUUUUUUCGUAAGUAAAAAUCAGUAUGUUGUGUAGUAUGAAGCUAUCAAAUUCAGUUAUAUGCUUUAUAUUGAGGCUCUGCAGGACAUGCAAAUUCAGCAUGUAGGAGAUUUCCUACAAGCUUUGGUGAAGAUUGCUGUUUUAUUUGUCA